CUACCAUGUAUUUGGUUGACCACCUCGCCACAUCACAAGGCUAAUUCAUCCGUGUUAAUUUCUUAGUUUAACUUAUUUUACAAUGUCCUCAUGUUGCAGAGAAAGUUGAUGGAAUCAGCAUCUACCUAAAUAUACAUUCUCAUGAUAAUGCUUAUAUAAAGCCAUGUUCCUCAAACAACCAAUUCCACCACUUCCUUUAGCUUACUAGUCUCUUGUGUCUUCUCAGGUGUUUAGAGACUUAUAUAUAGAAAGAUGAGCUGGACUGGAGGAGACUGGCUAUGUGGGGCGUGUCAGCACGCAAACUUCAAAAAAAGAGAAGCAUGCCAGAAAUGUGGAUACCCCAAGUUUGGAGGGGUAGAUGUGUCAACGUACUUGUACAACAGGACUGAGGUUUUGGCUGGUGAUUGGUAUUGUGGUGCAUUGAAUUGUGGGAGUCACAAUUACGCAAGCCGCACAAGUUGCUAUCGAUGUGGAAUGAUCAAAGUCGAGUAUACAGAUCAGUACUACGGAGCUCAAAUGGUUGCUUACGGGAAUGAUGCCGGGGCUUGUCCUCCCGGCUGGAAAACUGGCGAUUGGGUUUGUCCAAGGGUCGGUUGUGGGGUUCAUAACUACGCUAGCAGGGUUGAAUGCUUCAAAUGCAAGACAACAAGAGAUUACGUACAGACAAUUUAUCACCUUGAGAGACACGACCAGGAUAUCAUGGUGAGGAGCCAUGACUUUCUCAUGCCCCUUUGAUGUGAAGCUUACACUACAAAAAAAGGUUCACAUUGUUAUAUCACGUUAUACUGAACUGCUAUCUUAGAUGAGUUUGAAAUUUUGGUACUUUAUAAUAUUAUUAGAUAAACGAUGUGAUAGAGCGAAACUUAAAAUACCACUUAAUUAAUGUUAUUUUGAAAAUUAGAUGAGCGGGAAGAUAAAAUUAUUGAUCCCGCCAAUACUUAACAAAAAAUUAAACUUAAGUGCCAAAUAUAUUAAUUAAGCGACUUCAAUAAUUCUAUCAAAAUCAUAUAAUAGCAUUUUUCUAACGCUAAAAACAAAUAUUUUCAAACAUUAUAUUUCGGACACCAAAACUCUAAACUUAAACUACAUACCAAAUCAUAAACUCUUUUUAUAUCUAAACAUAAUUUGUAAUUUCCAAAAUUCUUUAGUUUUAUAACUUUAACUUUAUAACUAAGUUUUAACAUUUAUAUUUAAUACUUCAUUUUAAUAUUUAUAACUCCUAAAUUAAAAAAAAUCAAAUUCCAAACCCUAUAUCUAAAAUACAAACCCUAUUCCUCAAACCCCAAAUAUAUAUGUAAUGUACCCUAAAUUAUAAAUCUACUCAGUAAAACUAAUAUUUCCAACUUAAACACCAAACUUAACACAUAAAUUACAUAUAAAUUACAAAUCUAGCUAAUUUUCAAAUUUUAUGCUCAAAUUUCAUUCUAAAUCCCAAACCCCAUACUCCAAACCUUACAUCAUAACACUAAAUUUAAUUAAUUAUAAACUUCAAAAAAUAAAUUUUAUAUUCUAAAACUAACUCCUACCACUAUUUUCAAACCCUAAACCCUAAACCAUAAACUUAUACACAUUAAACUUUAAGUAACCAUUAAACUUUAAACGAACCAUAUUCCCAAACUCCAAACUCUAAACAUAAGUAACCAUUGAACUUUAAAUUUUCUUUUAUUUUUAAACUAAAUCACCAAACUCUAAAUCAUAAUCACAAUCUUAAAUUAUAAAUUUUGUUUUUAUAUAUUUUUAAACUACAUAUUCUUUUUUAAAACAUCAAAUAUAAUAUUUUAAAAUUUAAAACCUCAUAUUUUAAUAUAAACUUUUACUUUUGUUAAAAAAAUUAAUCUAAAAUAUAUAACUAGUAAUAAUAAAACAUUAAACAUAAAAAAAAAAUUAUUUAUACAACUGAUAUUAUUAACAACAAUAAAUGAAAUAAAUUAUUUUAUUGGUUAAUCAUAAAAACAUGGAAUUAUUUUGGCCAUUGAUUGAUUGGUUUAAUCCAAAGGCCCAAAAGCAUUCUUUUGUGAUCUCAGUACUCUCUUCUCAUUGGUUGAUCUUGCACAAGAAGGAUUAUUAUUUUUGACCACUGAUUUUUAAUCCAAUGGCUCAAAAACAUUCAUUUGUGAUUUCUCUCUUUCCUCAUUGGACAACUCUUAUCUCUUCUCUCUUUUCCAUUGAAAACUCACCACCACAAAGUCUUUCUUCUCCACUUCAAUCUGCAAAUACACAUUACUCCUAUACGCUCAUCCUCUCCUCCUAUCCGGAUGGCUCCUUCUCCUCCCUGACGCCUACUCUGUGAAGCCUCGUCCUCUGGUUCAGUGGAGAUGAUGAAGGCGUGAAAGGAGAUGACAUCAUGAAGAAGGAAGAAGAAGAUGCAGCAGAGGUGGUGCGGAGAUGACAGAGGAAGAAGACGAGGCGGCGGAGAUGGUGGUAGUGACUAAUCAGACACGGAGGCAGAGGUAGAUGCGGUUCAGAGAAAGGUGUUUUGAGGCUGAGGCAUGAAGCACAAGCCACGGAAGCAAGACGUAACAGAUGCGGUGGUGCUUGAGGAAGGCAGUGGCUUAGGUUUAGGUUUUGGUAAUUAGAUUUUGGUUUACUGUGUGUUUAAUUAGUGUUUGGUUUAAUUUGUUCUGGUUUACUUAAUUUUUUUAAUUUUUGGUUUAGUUUUGUAAAACUUAUUUUAUUUGUAAGCUGAUUUUAAUUAAUAAGUAAAAUAAAAUUUUAAUUAUAUUUAA
Brassica napus (rape) is the source of this 2726-nucleotide messenger RNA. Its product is annotated as zinc finger Ran-binding domain-containing protein 2. The record is from RefSeq and is a predicted model, not a curated record. NCBI's taxonomy places the organism in Eukaryota, Viridiplantae, Streptophyta, Magnoliopsida, Brassicales, Brassicaceae. The transcript has 3 exons. The coding region runs from base 253 to 735 and encodes 160 amino acids. Gene Ontology annotation, cellular component: cytoplasm. Gene Ontology annotation, molecular function: mRNA binding.